Messenger RNA from Fusarium sp. VM40, 2949 nucleotides. Lineage: Eukaryota; Fungi; Ascomycota; Sordariomycetes; Hypocreales; Nectriaceae. The record is from the annotation of a GenBank genome assembly.
AUGGCCACAGCAGAUUCGUUGCAGGGACAUACCCUGCACAACUCUGUCCUUCAGCUUGGACAAGGGGACUCUGUCGAACAUCCUCUCCCAACAGUCACUUCGGCCUUCUACCACUAUGCAAGGACUUUUCCAGACGCCAUAGCUCUCCGUGACCUCGCGGAGUCACCGAGGGAGUUGACAUAUAGUCAACUUGCUAAGCGGGCUCAAUGCUUGGCUGCACACCUCAUCUCUCAGGGUGUCUGUCCUGACUCGCGGGUCCCCAUUGUUGCUAAGAGGGGACUAGACAUGAUUGUUGCCAUAUGGGCAGUUCUUUCAUGCGGUGCUCAAUAUGUGCCUCUCGAUGGCGGAGUUGUCCCUGACGAGACUGUCCGUCGAGUUCUCGACCAGGCGGAUGGUAUAGUACUCUGUUUGGCAUCAACAAAGCACCGCAUCACUGUCCAGCACCAUAAACAGACUGCGAUUGUUAUCGAUGAGAUGAAGACCAACUCACUUGAUGAAGACGCCCACAUCGACCUUGCAACACCUAACUCCGGUUGUUACGUGAUAUACACAUCAGGAACGACGGGAAAUCCCAAAGGAGUGAACGUCACUCACCGAAAUGUCGUCAACCUUGUGUGUUUAUCUCCUGGGAAUCUGGGAGUGGCGCCUGGCACUUGCAUGAGCUCUGUCCUCAACAUCAGCUUCGAUAUGGCGGCCUGGGAAAUCUUCGCAUGUCUUUGUAACGGAGGAACACUCGUCCUGCGAGGUUCCAACUGGGAACCCACUCUUCAGCAGAUCGAUAUCCUCAUCUGCACCCCCACAAUACUCUCAAAAUACCAUCCUACACAAUUUCCCAGAAUAAAAACGGUCGCCACAGCUGGUGAACCAACAACAAAAAGUCUUGCUGACUUAUGGGCAAAACAUGGUACAUAUUGGAACUGUUGUGGUCCAACAGAAACCACGAUCGUCAACACGAUGCAGAAGCAUAUUGUCGGGCACGAGCUAUCGAUCGGUCGACCAACUCCAAAUAACAGAGUCUAUAUCUUGAACGAAGAAGGCAAACCAGUGCCCGUGGGUGCCAUUGGUGUGAUGUGGGCUGGUGGGCUCGGAGUUUCUCGAGGCUACAUUGGACUUGGUGAAAAGACAGCAGAAAGAUACAAGCUAGAUUCCUUUGCUCAAGACGGAUCAACCAUAUACAAUACCGGCGACCUGUGCCGCUGGCGACCAGAUGGCUCUGUCGAGAUUCUUGGCCGAGUUGACGACCAAAUCAAAGUCAAGGGUUUCCGUGUAGAGCUAGACGGUAUCUCCGCAUCCCUAGUCUCUGCACCUGGGGUGUCUAGAGCGGUUGUGCUACUGAUCGAUGGAGAGAUUCAUGGGUUUAUCACCCCACGCAGAUGCGAUGUAACCACCACAAUUAAGCAUGUACGACAAUACCAGCCCUACUAUGCCGUUCCAACUCAUCUUCACCAACUCGACGAAUUACCUUCGACCCCUAAUGGCAAAAUCGACAAGAAGGGGCUCAAGACGCUUGCCUUGGCCAAGCAAACUGUUGUGGCACAAUCAUGCGAGAAAGAGAAGGCCCAUGCUGAGCUCAAAUCUCAAACGUCCAUGUCCUCCUUGGCCACUCUCACCGAGAAGCUGGAUCUUGAACGUGGCAUGCCUGAUAAGAAUAUGGCACGGCCAUACAGAGGACUGAGGCACAGAAUCUUCAUCGUAUAUCGUACCCUCUUCAGUUUGGUUGGCAUACUGAACUUUGUGGCACUGGUCUCUGUGAUCGUUCUUCAGCUCAAGUCGGACUGGUUAGGGACCAUCACAGCGAUCAACCUCGCAGUUGCAGUGCUCGUGAGGCAGGAAACGAUCAUCAACAUCUUGUACACUGUCUUUUGCUCGGUACCAAAGCAUUUUCCACUCUGGAUCAGGGCUCGUUGCGCCAAGAUUUAUCACCUCGGUGGUGUGCACUCUGGUGCGGGGAUAUGCGCCACUGCAUGGCUGGUCAUCUCGACAGUCCGUGGGACAAUAUGCGAUGCAGUGUCCUGCGAGGGUCAUGCGACCGGCUCCUUGGUAACACAGGUGAUAUCGUGGGUUCUAUGCGGGCUGUUGUGUUGCAUGGUGGCCACUGCAUGGCCCUCGUUCCGGAAGCAGUACCACAACCUCUUUGAACGCUUCCACCGCUUUGCCGGCUGGACAUCACUAGGUCUGUUCUGGGCCCGCACGAUGCUAGCCAUCAAUGAUUCCCGAUCUCAACACGAAGAGCUUGGUAUCGCUACUGUCAAGAGCCCAGACUUCUGGCUCUUGAUGAUAGCAACUCUCAGCAUUGCAUCUUCAUGGUUCUUCCUCCGUAAGGUUCCUGUUGAGGCCGAAGUGCUCUCUGAGCAUGCAGUUCGACUGCAUUUCGACUACACUGUCCCCGUAAAUGGCACCUUUACACGUAUUUCGCAGCGGCCCCUGAUCGAGUGGCACUCAUUUGCAACUAUUCCCAAUCCGAAAGCCAACCACCAUGCCAAGGGCUACUCUCUAGUAGUCUCUAACGCUGGCGACUGGACACGCUCCUGCAUCAAAAACCCACCGAGCACGAUUUGGGUGCGUGGUGUUCCGACAUGUGGGGUGAUGCGCAUCGCAACUCUCUUCAAUCGUAUCGUCGUUAUCGCCACAGGCUCUGGAAUUGGACCGCUCCUAGGGCAUAUAAUCCAUCAAUCGUGUCCUACGCAACUGAUCUGGUCUACUUCAAAACCUGAAGAGACGUUUGGUAAAGAAGUUGUUGGCCAGAUUCGAGGUGCUAUUCCGGAUGCGAUAAUCUGGGAUACUAAGGCUCAAGGUCGUCCAGAUCUCGUACGGAUGGGGUUUAACCUGGCCAAGAGUUUCGAUGCUGAAGCUGUGGUAAUAAUAGCAAACGAGAAGAUCACCAAAAAGGUCGUAUACGGCCUCGAGACGCGUGGUAUGCCUGCAUUUGGCGCCAUCUGGGACAGCUAA